GAAGGAGAGCAGGCAGCGGAAGUCGGCGGGUCGCUGCUGGUUGGUUCGGCGCCGGUGGAGGGAGUCAUUCCUGCAGCAGUGCUUCCGGUCGGCAUUUUGUUCUGCGAGAGAGAGAGUCUGUGUGGAUUCUUUUAUGAGCGCCCAGGAGCCUUUCGGUACCGAAUCCUUUCUUCCAUCGUCCGGAGUAAAGUGCGAGCUUCCGCUGGCGCCUGCGAGGAGAAUGACCGUCGCCCGUCCGUCUUCAUGUUUGCAGUGAGAGGAAGCGGUGCGACCCGGAUUAUUGUUGUGAGAGGGACACAGCGAGCCCGAACCCCUCCAUCUUCACCUUUCAACAACAGAGCCUCAGUAAAAGAUGUAAAGGUGGAUCAGUGAGCAGCGACACUGAGCGACCUGUGCAUCCACGCGAGCUCCCUGCCCUUCUUCAGCAUGAAUGGGGAUAUGCCUCAUGUUCCUAUCACCACUCUCGCUGGGAUCGCAAGCCUCACUGACCUGUUAAAUCAGCUGCCUCUCCCUUCCCCUCUACCUGUCACUACCACUAAGAGCCUGCUGUAUAAUGGGAGGAUCGCCGAGGAGGUCAGCUGUCUGCUGUCCCGGCGGGACGACACGCUUGUGUCUCAGCUGGCGCACAGCCUCAACCAGGUGUCCACUGAGCACAUAGAGCUGAAGGACAACUUGGGCAGUGAUGACCCAGAAGGAGAUGUGCCUCUACUGCUGCAGACGGUGCUAUCAAGGAAUCCCAAUCUCUUCAGGGAGAAAAGUACGCCCACCCGAUAUGGGGUUCAGGGCGGUUUAAUGCAACAGCCAAUGUUAUCACCAUACAAGAUGCCUCAGAAUUCAAUGCAUGGAAGUCCGGCAUCAAACUACCAGCAAACCACUAUAACUCCAAGCCCUCCCAGCCGAUAUGUUCAACCUCCGGCAGGUUCUGGAACCAGGUACAUGCCACAGCAGAACAGCCCAGUGCCCAGCCCGUAUGCGCCACAGAGCCCUGCAGGCUACAUGCAGUUCAGCCAUCCACCCAGCUACCCUCAGCACCAACAGAUCCAGCAAGUAUCUGUAUCCAGUCCAAUAGUUCCUGGUGGCAUGAGAAACAUCCAUGACAACAAGGUCUCCUGUCAAGUGUCUGGUAACUCCAACCAUAAUGCAAGGCAUUGCUCCAACGAUGAGUACAUCAGCAUUGUCCAGAGACUUGGAAAUGAUGAGAGUGACCCCGCUAUGAGAAACGCCUCCUUCCCUGUACGCUCCAUAUGCUCUCCUGCUGGAAGUGAAGGGACGCCGAAAGUUGGAUCUCGGCCGCCCCUGAUUCUUCAGUCUCCUCCACCCUACACCUCCCCAAGAGAUGCUGCUUCUGACCUCCUCUUGGACUCACCUGAACGGAAAAAGAAACAGAAAAAGUUAAUGAAGGAGGAGGGGGGUAAAGGUGCCAUGUAUGACAUUGUCAGCUCACCCACUAAAGACUCCACAAGGCUAACAAUAAAGUUGUCUCGAGUGAAGUCUUCUGAGACUGAGCAGUCAGCUGAGCCAUUAUCGGUGGUAGAGCAUGGCUCAGAGGCUGAGAAUGAACUAUCGUGCAAUACCUCACCAUAUCACCGGAACCCCCAGGAACGGCUCUCCGCAGGUCAUUGUCUAUCGGGUGAGCAGUCGGCCUACCAACAGGUUCCUGUACUACAGAACACUGGGGCACUUGCAGCCAAGCAACCCGGGGUAGUAAGUGGAACCCCCUACGACGAGGCAGAGCUGGAUGCUCUUGCUGAGAUCGAAAGGAUUGAGAGGGAAUCCGCUAUUGAACGAGAACGCUGCUCUAAGGAAGUUCAAGAUAAAGACAAACCCCUAAAGAAGAGAAAGCAGGAUUCGUAUCCUCAGGAACCAGGAGCUGCAGGCACCGCUGGCUCUUCUGGAACACCUGGCGUGGGUGGUGGAUGCAAUGCUGGGAACAAAUUGGUACCUCAAGAGGCUUGUGCCGCUAGUAAUGGAGCCAGUCGUCCGGCCUUGAUGGUCAGUAUAGACCUGCAACAGGCAGGCAGGGUGGAAGGGCCAAUGGACUCCUGUCCUGUCCCUGCAACAGAGGCCCAGCGCUGGCCUGAAGAUGGUUCUGAAACCACCGGGGUCUUGCGGCUCAAAUCAAAGACAGAUGGAGAGGUGCAGAGGAAGGUAGAUGGACGUCCAGAAGUCAUCAAGCAACUGUUGGAAACUACACCACAGAAAACCACUUCUGAUGGGCGAUCAGAGACUCCCAAACACAAGCAUGAGAACCGCCAUGAGAUCUCCAACAAAGGGAGUUCAGAAAAAAGAUUGAAUCUUUCCAAGCACAGACAUGAUGGUAUGUCUGACAAAGUAAGGCCUGAGGGAAAAGGUCAUGAAACUUCCAGAAAACAGGAAGGACGUUUGGAGUCAACUCUAGAGAGCAAAGAGGAGAGGCAAAAAGAUUGGGACAGUGAAGAUCCCAAAGUCCGACGACCAGAUACGUCUAAGUCCAACCAGGUAGAGCACAACCGGGAGGUAGAUCGGAACCAGGAGCGGGAAAAGGAAGGGGAAAAUUGGGACAAAGAGCGAGAGAAAGAUCGAGACAAGGUGCGGAAUAAGGAUCAGGAGAAAGUUCGGGACAUGGUGCGGGAAAAAGAUCGGGACAUGGUGCGGGAAAAAGAUCGGGACAUGGUGCGGGAAAAAGAUCGGGACAAGGUGCGGGAGAAAGACCGGGACAGGGUGCGGGAGAAAGACCGGGACAAGGUGCGAGAGAAAGAUCAAGACAAGGUGCGGGAGAAAGAUAGAGAUAAAGAGCGGGUUAAAAAUCGGGUCAAGGAGCGGGUAAAAGAUCGGGACAAGGAACGGGAGAGGGUCCGGGAUAAAGAUCGGGACAGGGAUACAGAGAAAGAUCAGGAAAAGGAACGGGAGAGGGUCCGGGAUAAAGAUCGGAACAGGGAUCGAGACCAAGAAAAGAAACGCCAUACAGAAUCAACAGAGUCCCGUGACAAGCCAUCUCCUGAGCAGCGCUCCAAUCCUAACAGUCCUCGGUUGAAGCAGGAACCUCGUAGUGGAGCAGAAUCAAAAAAAAAACAGGAACGGUCAGUCCACAAAACUUCCAACAGCAAAGACGAGAGGCGGAGUGGAGACAAGAACCGACUUGAUGGACACAAGCCACCAUCCUUGGACAGUAAAACGGCAGAAUUUCCCAACUACCUACUGGGGGGCAAAUCGAGUGCAUUAAAAAACUUUGUCAUCCCCAAGUUGAAACGAGACAAAGAUGGUAACGUCAUGCAGGAAAUGCGACGAGAACUGUUUUCAGAGCCACUUGUGAAAUUAGAAAAACUGGACCUGGUGGAGGACCUCAAUAAGGGCGUAAAACCUGUUGUUGUUCUGAAGAAACUUUCCAUUGAUGAGGUCAAGAAGUUGAUCAGUAGUUCGCGGAGCAAGUCAAGCAAGAAGAUGGAUUCCCGUAUGCCACUGUGUGAGAGGGUGAAAAUGAAUAAACGCAGACGCAGCUCCACUAAUGAGAAGCCCAAGUAUGCUGAAGCCAGCUCAGAUGAUGAUAGUAGUUCUGUAGAACUGCCCCCGAAGCGUUCGAAAAAGGAUCGAGACAAAACAUGGGAAUAUGAAGAAAAGGACCGGAGGGGUUCUGGAGAUCAUCGACGAAGUGGAGGUCACUACGACAGCCGGAGAAGUUCAGGCAGUCGACACAGAGAACAAAGUCCUGUGGACUCUGAUGAAGAUUCACCCCCUCCCAGUCUGAGUGAUCUCGCCAGAAAGUUGAAGAAGAAGGAAAAGCAGAAAAAGAGGAAAUCCUACGAGCCCAAACUGACUGAGGAUGAAAUGAUGGACUCCUCCACGUUCAAGAGAUUUUCCACCAGUGUUGACAACAUUCUUGAAAACCUUGAAGAUGUGGACUUGACAUCAUUAGAUGAUGAUGAGAUUCCUCAGGAGCUGCUCCUCGGAAAACACCAGCUCUCUGAGUUAAGCAGUGAAACAGCAAAAAUAAAGGCUAUGGGCAUCAUGCAUAAGAUUCCAUCUGAUAAGAUGGUGAAGGUCCAGAGUAUUUUGGAAAAAAACAUUCAAGAUGGUGCGAAGCUCUCCACCCUCAUGAAUCAUGACAGUGACAGGGACGAAGAGGAGCGUUUGUGGCGUGACCUCAUCAUGGAACGUGUCACCAAAUCUGCUGAUGCUUGUCUGACGGCUCUUAACAUCAUGACCUCAGCACGAAUGCCGAAGGCCGUUUACAUUGAGGAUGUUAUCGAGAGGGUUGUGCAGUACACCAAGUUCCAUCUACAGAACACACUGUACCCGCAGUACGACCCCGUCUACAGGGUGAACCCUCAUGGCGGUGGAACACUAAGCUCAAAAGCCAAGCGAGCAAAGUGCUCAACGCACAAGCAGAAAGUUACUGUCAUGCUCUACAACAAAGUUUGUGAUAUUAUCAGUAACCUGUCUGAACUGUUGGAGAUUCAGCUGUUGACUGACACAACCAUCCUUCAGAUCUCGUCUCUAGGUAUCACUCCAUUCUUUGUUGAGAAUGUGAGUGAGCUGCAGCUUUGUGCAAUUAAACUAGUGACGGCUAUUUUCUCUAGAUAUGAGAAACACAGGCAGCUGAUCCUGGAGGAGAUCUUCACCUCUCUUGCCAGACUGCCAACCAGCAAGAGAAACUUAAGAAAUUUCAGACUGAACAGCAGUGACAUGGAUGGGGAGCCCAUGUACAUUCAGAUGGUGACCGCGCUGGUUCUGCAGCUUAUUCAGUGUGUGGUCCAUCUACCUUCUGAUAAAUACUCAGAUGAUUAUAAUGACAGAAAGGUUGAUCAGGAUGUAUUAAUCACAAACUCGUACGAGACUGCAAUGAGAACAGCACAAAACUUCCUCUCCGUUUUCCUCAAAAAGUGUGGUAGCAAGCAAGGUGAGGAUGACUACAGGCCACUGUUUGAGAACUUUGUUCAGGAUCUACUGUCCACCGUCAAUAAACCUGAUUGGCCAGCUGCAGAACUGCUGCUGAGCCUUCUGGGAAGGCUGCUGGUUCACCAGUUCAGUAAUAAGCAAACAGAGAUGGCUUUGAGAGUGGCCUCUUUGGAUUAUCUGGGCACAGUGGCUGCACGGCUUCGCAAAGAUGCUGUCACCAGCACAAUGGACCAGCGUUCAAUUAACCGCAUCCUCGGAGAGAACUCAGGCGGUGAUGAGGUUCAGCAGCUGCAGAAGGCUUUGCUGGGUUACCUGGACGAGAACGUAGAGACUGACCCGUCGCUCUUGUUUGCACGGAAGUUCUACAUCGCGCAGUGGUUCAGGGACACCAGCACUGAGACAGAGAAAGCCAUGAAAUCGCAUAGUCAGAGGGACGACGACUCGUCCGAUGGGCCGCACCAUGCCAGGGAUGUCGAGACCACUGGUGAGAUCUUACAGAAAGCUGAAGCGCGCAAGAAGUUCCUCCGGUCUGUUAUCAAGACCUCAGCAUCAAAAUUCAGCUCUCUGAGAGUAAACUCAGAUGCUGUUGACUAUGAGGACUCGUGUCUUAUUGUGCGAUAUCUGGCCUCCAUGAGGCCGUUUGCACAGAGCUUUGAUAUUUAUCUCACACAGAUUUUGAGAGUUCUCGGUGAAAGUGCCAUCGCGGUGAGAACUAAAGCCAUGAAAUGUCUUUCUGAAGUGGUUGCGGUGGAUCCAAGCAUUCUGGCUCGGUCGGACAUGCAGCGGGGAGUUCAUGGCCGACUGAUGGACAACUCCACCAGCGUGAGAGAAGCUGCGGUAGAGCUGCUGGGGCGCUUCGUACUGAGUCGACCACAGCUAACUGAACAGUAUUACGACAUGCUGAUCGAGCGCAUCCUGGACACAGGCAUCAGUGUGAGGAAGAGGGUUAUUAAAAUCCUACGGGACAUCUGUCUGGAGCAGCCCACCUUCAACAAGAUCACAGAGAUGUGUGUAAAGAUGAUCAGGAGGGUCAAUGACGAAGAAGGAAUCAAGAAAUUGGUAAAUGAGACAUUUCAGAAGCUGUGGUUCACCCCUACACCUAAUCAUGAUAAACAGGCCAUGACUCGCAAGAUUCUCAACAUCACAGACGUGGUCGCUGCAUGCAAGGAUUCUGGUUACGACUGGUUUGAGCAGCUCCUUCAGAAUCUGUUAAAGUCAGAAGAGGAUGCCUCGUACAAACCGGCCAGGAAGGCUUGUGCUCAGCUGGUGGACAGUCUCGUGGAGCAUAUUCUGAAAUACGAGGAGUCUCUCGCUGACUGUGAGAAUAAGGGGUUGAUGUCCAGUUGCCUAGUGGCUUGUAUUACCACGCUGUACCUGUUUAGUAAGAUCCGACCCCAGCUGAUGGUGAAACAUGCCAUGACUAUCCAGCCGUAUCUAACUACAAAGUGUAAUACCUCGAGUGAUUUUAUGGUGAUCUGUAAUGUGGCUAAAAUCCUGGAGCUUGUUAUUCCUUUGAUGGACCAUCCGAGUGAAAAUUUCCUCACCACCAUCGAAGAAGACCUGAUGAAACUCAUCAUCAAAUACGGCAUGACGGUUGUGCAGCACUGCGUGAGUUGUCUCGGUGCGGUCGUCAAUAAGGUCACCCAUAACUUCAAGUUUGUGUGGUCUUGUUUCAACCGAUACUACGGAGCACUAAACAAGCUGAAGUUGCAGCAUCAGGAAGACCCAAACAGCACCGUACUGGUGUCUAAUAAACCUGCUCUGCUGCGUUCACUCUUCACUGUGGGUGCCCUGUGCCGACACUUCGACUUUGACCAAGAGGAGUUCAAAGGCAGUAAUAAGGUGGUCAUAAAAGACAAAGUGCUGGAGCUGCUAUUGUAUUUCACUAAAAAUGAGGAUGAAGAGGUGCAGACCAAGGCCAUCAUUGGUCUAGGCUUCCUGUUCAUCCAGCACCCAGGGCUAAUGUUUGCUUCAGAUGUGAAAAACCUCUACAACUGCCUCCUGGCUGACAGGAAAACGUCAGUGAAUCUGAAGAUCCAGGUGCUAAAGAACCUGCAGAUGUACCUGCAGGAGGAAGACUCGCGCAUGCAGGAAGCCGACAGGGAGUGGAAGAAGAUGUCUAAGCAGGAGGACCUGAAGGAGAUGGGUGACAUCUCAUCUGGCAUGAGCAGUUCUAUCAUGCAGCUCUACCUCAAGCAGGUGCUGGAGAGCUUUUUCCACACGCAAUCCAGCGUACGGCACUUUGCCCUCAAUGUAAUCGUCCUGACACUCAGCCAAGGCCUCAUUCAUCCUGUACAGUGUGUUCCGUAUCUUAUUGCAAUGGGAACCGACUCGGAACCCACAAUGAGGAAUAAAUCUGAUCAACAGCUGGUGGAGAUCGAUAAGAAAUACACAGGAUUCAUUCACAUGAAGGCUGUGGCGGGGAUGAAGAUGUCCUAUCAGGUGCAGCAAGCCAUUGUGGAUUCAAAGGACAUGAUAAUCAGAGGUUUCCGACAGGAUGAGACAAACACAGCUCUUUGCGCUCACCUCUACACCAUGGUGCGUGGAAACAGGCAACACCGCAGGGCUUUCCUCAUCUCCCUGCUCAACCUGUUUGAUGACAACGCGAAGUCAGACGUGAACUUGCUGUUGUAUGUCGCAGACAAUCUGGCCUGCUUCCCAUAUCAGAGUCAGGAAGAGCCGCUGUUCAUUAUGCACCAUGUAGACAUCACACUAUCAGUGUCCGGCAGUAACCUGCUGCAGUCAUUCAAAGAGUCUUUGCUAAAGGAACCUAGACCACGGGAAAAGAAGAAAAAAAGAGGGAAAAAAUAUGGCUCUGAGGAAGAGGAUGAAAGUAGCAGAGGAAGCAGCAGUGAUAGUGAUAGUAGUGAUGAAGUCAUCCGUCGGCCAAAGAAAUCCAGACGAUCCGCUGCAGUGAACUCUGACUCCGAUUCAGACCUGGACUUGGAGGACGUUGACAAGGUCAUGCUGCGUCUACCUGACAACCCCGAGCCCUUAUUGGACUUUGCUAAUGCCUCUCAGGGCAUCUUGCUGCUCCUGAUGCUCAAGCAGCACCUUAAGAACCUCUAUGGCUUCUCUGACAGUAAAAUUCUGAAAUACUCACCUACAGAAUCGGCAAAGGUUUAUGAUAAGGCUGUAAACAGGAAGGCCAAUGUGCAUUUCAACCCACGGCAGACACUAGACUACCUGACAAACAGCCUGUCCAAUGCAGAUCUUACUUACGAUGUCAAGAGGAGAGUCGUCAGACAGUAUUUAGAUUUUAAGGUACUGAUGGAGCACUUGGACCCAGAUGAGGAAGAUGAGGAAGGAGAGGCUUCGGCCAAUUCCCACGCCAGAAAUAAAGCCAUCACUGCUCUACUAGGAGGCUCCAGCUCCAGCCCCAAGAACAAUGCUGCGGAGUCGUACGAUGACGACAGCGAUGCGGACGAAAAGGCUCCUGGGUCAUCACGGAGAUCCAGGAAAGGCGGAGAUUCGGCAGAGGCAUCAGGUCACAUGAACGAAACGGUGGAAGCCAUGGACGUCAUCGCUAUCUGCUGCCCCAAAUAUAAGGACCGGCCGCAGAUAGCGCGUGUUAUUCAGAAGACAAGCAAAGGAUACAGCAUACGCUGGAUGGCCGGAUCAUACUCCGGCACCUGGGCGGAGGCCAAGAAACGCGACGGACGUAAACUGGUGCCUUGGGUGGACACUAUUAAGGAGUCGGACAUUAUUUACAAGAAAAUUGCCUUGACAAGUGCGCACAAACUGACCAACAAAGUAGUGCAGACUUUACGUUCACUAUACGCAGCCAAGGAAGGAACUUCCAGCUAAUUAAAUCUGUAUUAACUCUCGAACUGUUACACUCAACAAACUCUCAGCAGCCAAACUUCAUCAGGAUUUAAUGUUUUGUAAACAUAUUCGGAGAGAAAAGAGUACUACAGACACACAGGUUUUAAGAUCCAAUGCAGAACUGGUCGAAAUUAAGGAACGACGAUUUUAAAAGUGUGGUCUGUUUGGAAAUGUAGAUGUGUAUCCUGUACAUCUUUUAAGUUAAACGGAAAAGAAAGAAACGGAGCUCCUUCGCUGUUGUGCAGCAACUUGGUUGUUUGAAUUUUAUCCCCCUCCACUGUAUCAUAGUUUAACACAAAACUGAAACAAAAAAUGUUUAUAUCUCUUGAUGAAGAAAAAAAAAACUGUUCAAAGAAAUAAACCUAAAGUGAAUGUUGAAAAGUAGUCUGUUGAUGUUCUUAAUAAAGUGACCUUGGAGUUUAACCUAGCACCGGAUGGGUUUCUUUAGUUUAGCUCAGUUUCCAGGGAAAUAAACUUUUAAACAUCUCCUCUGCUUUAUGUUUUACUUCUUUUGUGCUGUAAAAUGGAGUCUCCUGACAUAAUUUAUUCAGCUGAAAGCAGAGCAUGCAGUAUCUGUUGCCUUCAUGGAAGGAAGGUUUUUUUUGUUGUAAAUGUAGAUUUUGAUGUAUUGGGUCAGCGUUUGGGUCUCUACACCCCACAGCGGGACGAGGGACCCCCAGCAUGUGUGGAGGAGCAAAUACUGCAAUAAAUUUUUUACUUCUCUUUGUUA
Carassius gibelio (silver crucian carp) is the source of this 9430-nucleotide messenger RNA. RefSeq names its product nipped-B-like protein B. Gene Ontology annotation, molecular function: chromatin binding. Bases 427 to 8682 code for a protein of 2751 amino acids. Gene Ontology annotation, biological process: brain development; heart morphogenesis; regulation of gene expression. The transcript has 47 exons. Gene Ontology annotation, cellular component: Scc2-Scc4 cohesin loading complex. The record is from RefSeq and is a predicted model, not a curated record. Lineage: Eukaryota; Metazoa; Chordata; Actinopteri; Cypriniformes; Cyprinidae.